Histoplasma mississippiense is the source of this 1443-nucleotide messenger RNA. RefSeq lists its product as hypothetical. Gene Ontology annotation, cellular component: cytoplasm; nucleus. The coding region runs from base 1 to 1443 and encodes 480 amino acids. The transcript has 3 exons. Lineage: Eukaryota; Fungi; Ascomycota; Eurotiomycetes; Onygenales; Ajellomycetaceae. The record is from RefSeq and is a predicted model, not a curated record. Gene Ontology annotation, biological process: regulation of mRNA stability. Gene Ontology annotation, molecular function: poly(A) binding.
AUGUCGGUGUCCAUCAAACUCGGAACUCCCCUUGCGGAGGCCCUUAACGAGGCCGUGCAGCCAAAGCUAGUGGACGUUGGUUGGAGCACAGGCGGGGGCGAUGACUCCGCUCUGGCUGAAUACGUCAUUCUUAUGCUUGUCAACGGGAAAACCCAGGAUCAAAUUGCUACAGAGCUUGCAAACGACCUUCUAAGUCUGGGUCCGGAAGAUACAGAAGCUGCUGAUUUUGCAAAAUGGCUAUUUGAAAAGGUUCAUGAACUGAAUAACAAGAUCAAUGGUGUUUCGGCGGAGACAGAGCAACAGAAACAGUCACAAGUCAUUCCUUCUAUUUCAGAGCAGCAGAGCAGCUCAUCUUUACCAGCUGGGACAGGGGAUUUUAGAGAUUCUGAAAUGAGUGGAGAUGUCACCAACGAGGGACAGGAUGGUAAUAUAAUGACUCAGUUCUACACCGUGUACGCAGCCACCAAGGUUCAGAACGAAUCAACAGCCAUUCCAGAGAUCCCCCGAAAGGUCCGAGAGCAUUUCCGGGGAGAAACGGACGUAUGCUUCCAGGGGGGCUAUCCGGACCAAUGGAUGAUGGCUAUGCUGGAAGAGCAAGCUCGAAUGAUGGCUCAGAUUAUACCCGGCAUGGUUCCACCAGCGAUUAACCCCGCAUUUCAAAAUGGCCCACCUCCGGGCCAACAAGGGCGCUCCCUUUUUGAUCGCGCUGAGAUCAACCCGCACCGGAACCAGCACUUGGGUCCACAGGAACACACAAACGGCCACUCUUCGAAAUUCCAUACACCAAGCGCAAAUGCCGACGUGGACAUGAACACAUCACAUAAUGCCCCAGAUUCUUCCAUGGACGUUGAUGCUGCCCACGAAACUCAAUCCGCAGAACCAGGUCCACACACUGUUUGUCGAUUUAACCUGAAAUGCACACGGAAAGACUGCCCCUACGCGCAUCAAUCUCCCGCUGCCCCUGAAGGCAUGGUCGUCGACGUGAAUGAUGAAUGCCCUUUCGGAGCAGCAUGCAAGAAUCGGAAAUGCGCUGCCCGACACCCUUCCCCCGCCCAAAAGAUCGAACACCAAUCCGAAGAACUUUGCCGAUUUUUUCCACACUGCACAAACCCGAACUGCACAUUCAAGCAUCCGAGUAUGCCGAUGUGCAGAAAUGGCGCGGACUGCACAGUGCCGUCUUGCAAGUACACGCAUCUGCAAAUCCCCUGCAAAUUCAAACCGUGUCUUAACAGGAUGUGCCCGUUUAAGCAUGCUGAGGGCCAACGUGGUGUGUUUGCGGAUAAGGUGUGGAGGGCUGGAGAUGAGGAGAAGAAGGAGCAUGUUAGUGAACGACGAUUCGUGACAGAUGAGGAUGGGCAGGAGGAACUUAUUAAACCCGAGACUACCGUGGCUGAUCCAUCUGCCGACGCGGACGAAGCGAAGGGGCACGAGAUUGUGACUUGA